AUGCUAACAAAGCCAAUGGAUGGAGCAAAUCACUCUGUGGUGUCAGAGUUUGUGUUCCUGGGACUCACCGAUUCCUGGGAGAUCCAACUUCUCCUCUUUGUGUUCUCCUCCACAUUUUACAUGGCAAGCAUGAUGGGAAACUCCCUCAUUAUUCUCACUGUGACUUCUGACCCUCACUUACACUCCCCCAUGUACUUUCUGUUGGCCAACCUCUCCUUCAUUGACCUUGGAGUUUCUUCUGUCACUUCUCCCAAGAUGAUUUAUGACCUUUUCAGAAAGCAUAAAGUCAUCUCCUUCAGUGGCUGCAUCACUCAAAUCUUCUUCAUCCACGUCAUUGGUGGUGUGGAGAUGGUGCUGCUCAUCGCCAUGGCGUUUGAUAGAUAUGUUGCCAUAUGUAAGCCUCUCCAUUAUCUGACCAUUAUGAGCCCAAGAGUGUGCAUCUUCUUCUUAGUGGCUGCCUGGAUGGUUGGCCUUGUCCACUCCACAGUCCAAUUGGUUUUUGUGGUAAACUUACCCUUCUGUGGUCCUAAUGUGUUGGACAGCUUUUACUGUGACCUUCCUCGGUUCAUCAAACUUGCCUGCGUAGACACGCAUCAACUAGAGUCCAUGGUCACAGCCAACAGUGGAUUCAUCUCUGUUGGUUCCUUCUUCACUCUGAUCAUUUCCUAUGUUGUCAUCAUCCUCACUGUUCAGAAACGUUCUUCAGGUGGCUCAUCCAAGGCUCUGUCCACACUUUCAGCUCACAUCACAGUGGUAGUCUUGUUCUUUGGUCCUUUGAUAUUUGUCUAUACAUGGCCAUCUCCUUCCAUACACUUAGAUAAGUUCCUGGCUAUAUUUGAUGCAGUUCUCACUCCUUUCCUGAAUCCUGUUAUUUACACAUUUAGGAACCAAGACAUGAAGGUGGCAAUGAGGAGGGUGUGCAGACAGCUAAUGAGAUAUAGAAAGAUCUCUUAAGUGAGGCCUGUAUUGUGAAGAGCCCUUGUUGAUUACUGAUGUUCAUUACUGAUGGUCAAACUCAGAGAGAAGCUUUUGUUUACCCUACCUAG
Molecule: messenger RNA, 1046 nt
Organism: Camelus dromedarius (Arabian camel)
Lineage: Eukaryota; Metazoa; Chordata; Mammalia; Artiodactyla; Camelidae
Product: olfactory receptor 4F3/4F16/4F29
Exons: 1
Coding region: 1-954 (317 amino acids)
Biological process (GO): G protein-coupled receptor signaling pathway
Cellular component (GO): plasma membrane
Molecular function (GO): olfactory receptor activity; G protein-coupled receptor activity
Source: RefSeq, a predicted model, not a curated record